AUGUAUUCACCAGCUAAUCAAGAGCACAAGUUACAAGAGCCACAAAGCCAACCAAACUCUCGAUUAUCUCAGAGCCAGCCGCUAUACGCCUCUAAACAGAGUACCCUCUUCAAAUUCGCCUCUAAUACUCCAAGGCCUAGACUCUUCGCUCCUCAGAGUCAAUUAGACAGUAUCUUUGUUGAAGGCAACAACUCUGAGACUGACGAUAGCGCCUCUGAUGUCGACCAGCCAUUGUUUCCUCCUUCAAAGCGACGACGACUACUGACGCCAACAACCGCUAGCAACCACAUUGAUGACUCUGAAUGUACGUCAAUACAGCGCUCUCGAAAACCAGCUCCUACCCGUGGCGAUUCUGAAGAGCUCUGGUCUCAUGCUAGAGCUCGUCGUCCUGGAGAGCGCGAGCGUGAGCGCAAGAAGAAGAUCUGGUACUGCUUCUAUGGCAAUAGAGACUGUCCUCGCAACUACAACACCACCAACUACGACAACAUCAGAUCACACCUUAAGAAGAGACAUGGCUGGAGACAGGCAACUGGUACACUUUCAAAGAUGCUAGCAGUAGCAAUACCCUCUCAGACAUCAUAUACUAUUGCCAAUAUCGACAAAACUCGCUUGAAUCGACGUCUUAUCGAUUACAUCACCUCAAGCAACAUCCCCUUCCGUACUGCUAGCAAUCCUCUACUCCAUGCGCUACUUGAUGAGGUGCUUCCUGGCGCCUCAAAGCUCUUGAUCAAGAGUCAUUCUACUGUCGCCAAACACGUCAAGAAGGAGCACGACUUCUAUCAAGAGCAGCUCAAGGCACUGCUUGCAACAUCUCGAUCAUUGAUCCACUUUACCUGCGAUGCUUGGACAGCCAAUUAUGGUAGCCAUGAGCUGCUUAGUAUCACAGCUCGAUUUGUCGACUCAGACGGCAAGUUAAGCAAGGCACUGCUAGCUCUCCAUAAGCUGUCAGCUGGCCAUGCUGGUGCUCAAUGUGCUCCUCUAUUCUUUAAUACCAUUGUUACCUAUGGCAUCGAGCAGAAGAUCGGAUAUAUCACCUCUGAUAAUGCCACUUGCAACGAUACUAUGAUGAGCCACCUUGCUACUCUAUUUAGCGAGCGUCUGUCUAUCGAUUGGGACCCUAUACAACAUCGAACUCGCUGCUUUGGACACCAGAUCAAUCUUGCUAGUCAAGCACUCAUGUCAGCGAGCUCAACAGACACCAUAGCUGCUGUAAUUGAUCAGAGUCAAGAUCCCUUAAAAGCUAUCUCAACGCUCGCUCAAGGCACUGGCCUUACUGAUCAUGAAGCUCUCGACUACCUCCGUCAGUUUUUCGAGUGGAUCAUGAGGUCAGCUCGCCGUCGUCGUGAGUUCAAGGCAGCUGCUGGUGUAUCUCCUAUGCUUAACAAUACCACAAGGUGGAAUAGCUGGCUAGCCAUGAUCAAGCGAGGGAUUCAGUCUCGAGCAACUAUACGUGCUAUUCAGUCGGCUAACGAGCAUAUGGAGCACACUACUCUUCAGCGGCGCCACUGGCAGUUCCUUGAAGCGCUUGUUGACUUUAUGGAACCAUUGCAGGAGGUAACAAAGCUAUGUGAAGGCGAUAACGCAACUCUUGAUCAAGUGCUUAUAUCAAUGGACUUCUUACGCAAGCACUAUGAAAAGUACACACAACAAGAUGCUUCUACCGACCAAGCCCUUAUUGCCGCAAUCCGAACUAGCCAAUUUGCACUUAAUAAGUGGCAAGCUAUCAACAACUAUACUCCUGCCUAUGCAGCAGCGCUCCUCCUCCAUCCAACUUAUCGCGAGAACUAUAUCAAACAACACUGGCCUCCGUCAUGGCGAACACCAGCUAUUACUGCUGUACGCGCUUUAUGGACUGCUAAAUACAAGAACAAGACCAAGCCUAUUGCAAUAGCACCAUUGUCAAAUGAAGAGGAGUCGAAUCAGCUGGCCAAGUGGCAGGCUUCUAUACGGUUUGCAAACUCAGUUACCAUACCUGAGGAGUUUGUCCAGUUUACCAAGAGUCCUCCAGUACUCGUUGAUGAUGCUAUACAGUGGUGGCUUGAGCCAACGCAGCAACACAACUAUCCAAACCUCUCUCAGAUGGCUAUUGAUAUCCUCUCAAUCAAUCCAAUGUCUGCUGAGUCAGAGAGGGUGUUCAGUGGCUGUAGAAGGACACUGUCGUGGGACCGAGCAAGCCUCUCUGCUGACAAUCUUGGCUAUAUUGAGUGCCUCAAGAGCUGGCAGAAGAACCUUUGUUUUGACAAGGUUGACCUACCAAUUACUACUAACGAAGGACCGGAAGAUCACGUAGAAGAGCUGGAGGAUGACGUUGAAGGACAGGGUGACCUAGAAGAAGGACAGGGUGACUGCGACGACGACGACGGAGUUGGAAUUGGCAUUAUUCCACUAGAUAAUUGA
Aureobasidium musti is the source of this 2397-nucleotide messenger RNA. Lineage: Eukaryota; Fungi; Ascomycota; Dothideomycetes; Dothideales; Saccotheciaceae. The record is from the annotation of a GenBank genome assembly.